This is a messenger RNA of Pygoscelis adeliae (Adelie penguin), 1042 nucleotides long. RefSeq names its product Rab9 effector protein with kelch motifs (gene RABEPK). The record is from RefSeq and is a predicted model, not a curated record. The transcript has 4 exons. Lineage: Eukaryota; Metazoa; Chordata; Aves; Sphenisciformes; Spheniscidae. Gene Ontology annotation, molecular function: protein binding. The coding region runs from base 79 to 852 and encodes 257 amino acids.
CCCCUUCCUGGCGGCUGUUACUUGGGAAGGGGAGUGGAGCGUGUUUUCUGUCACCGCGUUGACUGCUUCGUUAAUCAAAUGUCUGCGUUAGAAACAGGAACCUGGGAGAGUCCUGACGUGAGUGGUGUUCAGCCGCUGCCCAGGACCUUCCACACAUCCUCAGCAGCUAUAGGAGACUGUCUGUACGUGUUCGGAGGGGGAGAUAAAGGAGCAGAACCUGUCACAGACCAGCGGCUUCACGUGUUUGACACAGCCACCUUGACCUGGUCCCAGCCAGCUACUCAUGGUGACCCCCCCUCUCCUCGGCACGGACACGUUGUGGCUGCAGUCGGGACCAAACUCUUCAUACACGGAGGUCUAGCUGGUGAUAUUUUUUACAAUGAUCUGUUCUGCAUUGAUAUAAAUGACAUGAGAUGGGUUAAGAUACCAGCCACCGGUGAUGUCCCAGGAGGACGGGCAUCCCACUCAUCAGCUGUGUUUAAAGACCACUUGUACAUUUUUGGUGGAAUAGGUCCAGAGGGGACACUAGAUACUACAUACAAGUAUCACACAGAGAAGCAGCAGUGGACGCUCCUACAGUUUGAUUCCCCUCUGCCUGCUGGGAGACUGGACCACGCCAUGUGCGUUGUUCCCUGGCGGGCUGGCAAGAGCGGAGACAUGGGAGCUGUCACCGGGGAAGACAAAGCUGGGAAGGAGGCGACUGUGUCAGCAAGUGACAAAGCUGACCCCCUCCACAACAGCCAGGAUGAGGGGUGCACCGAAGACACAGUCGUCCAUCUACUGUUAGUAUUUGGUGGGAUGGACACACAGGGGGAAAUAUACAGAGACUGUGUUGUCAGUCUGAUCGAAUAGCAGAGCUGCGGUCCUGCACAGCACCAGCCUUUUCUACAGUUUUUAUAGUACUGUCAGAUUACGCUAAUUCUCCUUUCCAAUAAACAAAUUCUUACCCUCAAACAGACGGCACUGUGCUACCGCACCCCUGGGGUACGGGCGCUUUCUCCGUAGGCAGUCCUGCUGGCAGCAGGUACAGCGUUCCCUGGGG